Rubroshorea leprosula is the source of this 919-nucleotide messenger RNA. The record is from the annotation of a GenBank genome assembly. NCBI's taxonomy places the organism in Eukaryota, Viridiplantae, Streptophyta, Magnoliopsida, Malvales, Dipterocarpaceae.
AUACAAAAUUAAUUACAAAUAUUAUAAUUAAUGAGACUUAACAUAUGAAAGUCAAUUUAUUUCUUUUUUGGGAGAGACCAAACCCAUUUAAUAAAACCUUAAAAAUUAGUAUUUCAGAGACUUAAUUGAACAAGAUGGUAUUUAAUGGACCAAAAUGUAAGGCACAUGAAAGAUGCAGGACUAAAGGAAAUAUUAAACGGCUUUGUAGGGACGAGAAAAACAAGCUGGGUUUGUUGGGAUAAAGUAUGCAAAAGCAAAAAGGAAGGUGGUCUCGGAGUUAAAGAGUUAAGAAGCUUCAAUCUUGCUUUGUUGGGCAAGUGGUGGAGCAGAUUAGCAAGCGGGAAUGACGGUCCGUUCCAUAGGAUCAUUGAAGAAAAAUAUGGGAAUGUGGACAGCCAUUGGCUUGAGUGGAUUCAAGAAAAUAGUCAUAAGGGAUCCAGUUGGUGGAGAAACAUUUGCAAGUUAGACAAUGUUGUGCACAAUAAAAGGGGAUGGCUUUCCGACGGUUUCAAACUCAAAAUGGGUGAUGGGAACACUGUGCGUUUCUGGAAGGAUGUUUGGAUUGGGAACCAAACUCUUGCUAACCAAUUUCCUUCACUGUUUCGGGUGUCCUCAGGGAAAGAAGAAAGAAUCAGCAAAUUGGGCAAAUGGAGGGACAGAAAUUGGGAAUGGUCUGUACAGUGGAGGAGACCUCUGUUUGAAUGGGAGAAGGACAAAUGGUUUGAGCUCCAGGCUUUACUGGAUAACGCUAAACCUGAGCAAGAGCAGAGAGACCGAUGGGAGUGGAAGCAUGAUAAAGAGGGUGUGUAUGUAGUCAAAGCAGCAUAUAAUGUGCUCUCAAGCAUCAGUGGAAACGUGAAAGCAUGGAUUUUCAAAAGGAUAUGGAGCAGAUGAGUCCCAACAAAGGUCAGUGCUUUCA